AUGGAAGGGACAUCCACGGACCCCGAGUUAGAAACGAGGAUUAGGCGAAUAGAAUCUAAAUUAGUUGCUAUCGCGGCAAGGACACAUCUCACUGGCCUCGGAAUUCUAAAUAUCAAUGCCCGGCAGUUUAAUUCACAAGCUCGCGAUCCACAGGACCAGCUACAAGCCCUGCAAGUAGCCGAAUCUAAUGAGUCCGAGGGUCUAUGUUACCGUCGUCCCGAUGGCUUCCCGCGCACCUUGAUAGAGGCAAUUAGUCUGCGGUGGGACGCAAAACGAUUGACCCAGUUACUGGGGUUUUACAACGUAAAGAUAUUCAGGCCGGGAAAACACGUAUAUACUGCCUCUGAAGGCCACGAGGAAGGAGAAGAUUCCCACCAGUAUAUAGACGUGGAUGACGAAGUCCAAGUGGAAGCCCAUUCGAAGGAAUGCUUCACCUACUUUAUUUGCUAUAUCGGAUUGAAGCGAAAAGUAGUAGAAAACUAUCUACCAUCGACCGAGCGGCGACAAACUGAGUAA
Messenger RNA from Orbilia oligospora ATCC 24927, 516 nucleotides. RefSeq lists its product as uncharacterized. The transcript is spliced from 3 exons. The record is from RefSeq and is a predicted model, not a curated record. The coding region runs from base 1 to 516 and encodes 171 amino acids. NCBI's taxonomy places the organism in Eukaryota, Fungi, Ascomycota, Orbiliomycetes, Orbiliales, Orbiliaceae.